Olea europaea var. sylvestris is the source of this 479-nucleotide messenger RNA. RefSeq names its product vacuole membrane protein KMS1-like. Lineage: Eukaryota; Viridiplantae; Streptophyta; Magnoliopsida; Lamiales; Oleaceae. The transcript has 2 exons. The record is from RefSeq and is a predicted model, not a curated record. The annotation marks the transcript as partial.
AAGCCUUACCUGCUGUCUCACGCAGCAUCUUUUCUCACAACUCUUUACAUUUGUUUUGUUCUUGUAUUUUGUACAGGAUCUGGACUGCACACUUUUGUUCUCUAUCUGGGACCUCAUAUUGCCUUAUUCACCAUAAAAGCAAUGCAGUGUGGUCGAGUGGACAUCAAAAGCGCUCCAUAUGAUACAAUUCAAUUAAAAAGAGGCCCAUCAUGGCUUGGCAAGGAUUGUGCAGAAUUUAUGCCCCCAUCAUUUUCAUCCUCACUUGGUACACGGGUUCCGUUGAGUGCCAUAUUGCCCCAGGUCCAGUUAGAGGCAAUCUUGUGGGGCCUUGGGACUGCACUUGGAGAACUUCCACCAUACUUUAUUUCAAGAGCAGCAAAUUUAUCUGGUGGUAAAUUGGAUGUCAUGGAAGAGUUGGAUGUUUCAUCAACAGAACACAACGGAUUUAUAGCCACUCAGCUAACCCAAAUCAAGUGCUG